Messenger RNA from Exophiala xenobiotica, 3005 nucleotides. Its product is annotated as calcium/proton exchanger. Gene Ontology annotation, biological process: calcium ion transmembrane transport; intracellular calcium ion homeostasis. Gene Ontology annotation, cellular component: fungal-type vacuole membrane. NCBI's taxonomy places the organism in Eukaryota, Fungi, Ascomycota, Eurotiomycetes, Chaetothyriales, Herpotrichiellaceae. Gene Ontology annotation, molecular function: calcium:proton antiporter activity. The transcript is spliced from 2 exons. Bases 464 to 2320 code for a protein of 618 amino acids. The record is from RefSeq and is a predicted model, not a curated record.
CCUUGAACAACCCCAUUGUGCCCAUCGCAGGCCGCGCCCCCUACUUCGUGACUUCGUGGCUGUUGGCUUCGUGGAGUCUUCUCCUUUCCCUUUGCGGCUUCGUUGUUUGUUGGCCAACUCAAUCGUCACGAUGUAGUAACGCUUUCAUUCCCUCCAAGUCCACUUUUCUUUUCCUCUACUGGUUCACUGCCACUGACUCUCAUGCCUUGAUUCACUAUCAAGAGACACCGUUCCAUCCAUUCGCCAUUGAGCAUUGCUGGCUGUACAACGCCUGUGACGCUCAAAAGCACACCACGCCGCAUUCCAUACUACCACUUCCCGACCAACACACCCUCGCUGUUUGUUAAUCGCAUUUCAGCCCCCCUCGCAACAUUUAUUUGGCAAGAGUAGACUCGAUUCCAUCUGAAAACGCCUUGUCAUUUACACAUCUGGAGGUACUGAAGAGUCAAGACUACAGCAAACAAUGCACAAAUACCGUCGCGAGGCGAAGUAUGCCGCCUGGUACGACGACCCAAAUGACACCUCAAACUUCAAAAUCAAGAAUCCCUUUGCGAAAUGGAGGCCCGGCACAAGACAAGAUUCUAUGCGUACGAUGGAGAAUGGCGAAGCGCAAGACAAUGGCCCACGACUACAAACUGUUGCAGAAGCUCAAGGAAAUGGCUCUCCUCUGAAACCUACCCUCACGGACGACCCCAACGACUACCGACUCUCGACUCCGGUCGACAGAAGAGAACAGUCUCACCGACACGCUGAGACAGAACCUGGCGCCAUUUCAGGUACAAGACCGUAUCCUCCUGGCGACGAAGUCAGUCUGCCUCGAGCUCAGAGUCCCGACAACUCGGAAAAAGGCAUCAAGGAGCAAGAAGACCGCCAUCGGACAGAGUCAAGCUCCGACACCUAUGUCAAUGGAAAAAACAACAAUUCUGAGGAGCCCAAUCCGAUUCGGAACCGGACUACAACAUCCAAAACAGAAAAGCAUGGCUUCAAGAAACUCUUCAGCAGGAAAUCCUCUAAAGAAGCAGACGACAACAACGGCAAGGACAAGAAAAAGUUUACUGCCUGGAGUCAGCUCCAUGCCACGCUUUUCAAUUCCUGGAUCAAUGUCCUGCUUAUCUUCUCCCCAGUCGGUAUUGCCGUUUAUUACGCGAAGAUCGAUCCCGUCGCUGUCUUCGUCAUCAAUUUCAUCGCUAUCAUCCCAUUGGCAGCCAUGCUGAGUUAUGCGACCGAGGAAAUCGCCCUUCGAGUUGGUGAAGUUCUUGGUGGUCUGCUCAAUGCAUCCUUCGGUAAUGCUGUUGAACUGAUUGUGUCCAUCAUUGCAUUGGCCAAAGAUCAGGUCCUGAUCGUCCAGACCUCGCUUAUCGGCAGCAUCCUUUCCAACCUCCUUCUGGUUAUGGGAAUGUGUUUCUUCUUCGGCGGCUUCAAUCGCAUGGAGCAGGCAUUCAAUCUAACAGUGGCUCAAACUGCAUCCAGUUUGUUGUUCUUGGCUGUAAGCAGUCUGAUUAUUCCUACUGCUUUUGAAGAAUGGGCAAGAACGUCAGACGGUACUACCGGCAAUACAAGUGCAACCACCGAGAACGCGAAACCAGGCGUGGCCGCGCUCAGCAGAGGUACCGCCAUCCUCUUAUUGAUCGUGUACGCGUGCUAUCUCUUUUUCCAGCUCAAGAGUCAUGCCGAGAUUUACAACACACCCGGUGAGAAAAACCAGAAACGAGCCGUGGGCAAAAAAUUCAAGAACGCGGUCCUCCCCGAGAGACUGCGAAAAAGAUCUCCGGAAGAAAGAAAUGCUGUCGUCGAAGAGGCGGCAAGUGAGGAGCCGGAAGAGCCAAAUCUUUCCGUCUGGGUUGCCAUUCUUACCUUGGCCAUUUCCACUGUUCUGGUUGCUCUGAAUGCCGAAUAUCUGGUCGACUCUAUCAAUGCCAUUACGUGUGGUGGUGGAAUUUCCAAGAACUUUGUUGGUCUUAUUCUCCUGCCGAUCGUGGGUAAUGCUGCCGAACACGCCACUGCAGUUACUGUGGCAGUCAAAGAUAAAAUGGAUCUGGCUAUUGGCGUCGCUGUCGGAUCGAGCAUGCAGAUCGCCCUUUUGGUCCUGCCCUUCGUGGUGGUUCUCGGAUGGAUUAUCGGCAAGGACGAUAUGACCUUGUUCUUUGAUGGCUUCCAGAUUGCUGUCUUGUUCGUAGCAGUCCUGCUUGUCAACUACCUGAUCGCUGAUGGGAAGUCGCACUGGUUGGAAGGUGUCCUGUUGAUGAUCCUAUAUAUCAUCAUUGCAGUUGCUGCGUGGUUCUACCCAACUGCGCCUGGCCUCAGCGACUGCCCUGCAUAAUGAGCAGGCUCAUUUAGCAUCGAGCACUCAGCAUUCAAGACUUCCGAACGGCCUUCAUCAGCACUACUCCGAAGCUGUUCGUUGGUCCUUGAUGCAGCAGCAAGCUUUUGCUGUCUCCUACUCAGCCACUGGCUACUCCUUUGGAUUCCGAGUGCUUCAUGAGCUGAUGCGCCUGGAAACCGAACCAGUCUACUGUUUCCCCAGUCUCCACAGGCGUACCCGAUCGAGGCCACAAGAGGGCUUCGCCGACUCGGGUCGGGCUGCAGGGGUUUCCCAAUGAUUUCUGCGCCUACCUAUUGAGGCAAGGCUCUGGAGUCGAGGACGGCCGUGGUGGCUUCUCAUCUGACAUACGUUCGAGCUUCACAAGUUGCUUUUGCUCUAUCUACCAGCAAGUGCUUACCACAGCUCCACCACAAAGCUGGUCGGCUUGUUUUCUAUGUACGAUAUUCACCCAACUGUCUUGUUACGACAACUUUCAUAGAUCUCUUCAAAGGCGCAAGCACUCUUUACUUGGCAGGAAUAUGCGACGAAUGUAGUUAUGGAGUCAGCACGAACAAUAGGUCUGUCUUGUGCUCUGUGAAGGGGCUACCUGCAAUAAAUUGGCUUUUCGGAAUUGUAAUACUCUGUUCACGGUUCUCGAACUGGAAGCGGACAAGUCGAUGCAAUACAAACACUCUAAUACUGG